Ornithorhynchus anatinus (platypus) is the source of this 1149-nucleotide messenger RNA. RefSeq names its product cell division cycle 34, ubiqiutin conjugating enzyme (gene CDC34). NCBI's taxonomy places the organism in Eukaryota, Metazoa, Chordata, Mammalia, Monotremata, Ornithorhynchidae. Gene Ontology annotation, biological process: ubiquitin-dependent protein catabolic process; protein polyubiquitination. The record is from RefSeq and is a predicted model, not a curated record. The transcript is spliced from 5 exons. Gene Ontology annotation, molecular function: ubiquitin conjugating enzyme activity. The coding region runs from base 227 to 937 and encodes 236 amino acids.
GCCGGCCGGGAGAAGAGCGCUGCCCGGCGGGGGAGGCGAGCCAGUAGGAGCGGAGCGCCGGAGAGCGGAGGGCGGCCGUGGUCGUUUCCAUCUGGGGCCGGGGCUCGGCGACGGUUCCCUCCGCUCCCCUCUCCCCCGGGCGUACCACGGCCCGUCGCUUAAGAUCGGAACCGCCUCGUCCCCCCGUUCGCUCCCCCGUUUCCAUCUUCGGCUCCGCUUCGUCGCCAUGGCCCGGCCGUUAGUGCCCAGCUCGCAGAAGGCGCUGCUCAUGGAACUCAAAGAACUGCAGGAGGAGCCGGUAGAGGGUUUCCGGGUGACUCUGGCCGAUGAGGACGAUCUGUACAACUGGGAAGUGGCCAUCUUCGGACCCCCUAACACCUACUAUGAGGGUGGCUACUUUAAGGCCCGCCUCAAGUUUCCUGUCGAUUAUCCUUACUCCCCUCCGGCCUUCCGCUUCCUGACGAAAAUGUGGCACCCUAACAUCUACGAGAGUGGAGACGUUUGUAUCUCAAUCCUCCACCCUCCAGUAGAUGAUCCCCAGAGCGGGGAGCUCCCCUCCGAGAGAUGGAAUCCCACCCAGAACGUCAGGACCAUCCUCUUAAGCGUGAUCUCUCUACUCAGUGAGCCAAACACAUUCUCACCAGCCAAUGUGGACGCCUCGGUGAUGUACAGGAAGUGGAAGGAAAGUAAAGGGAAAGACCGAGAGUAUGUCGACAUCAUCCGGAAGCAAGUCCUGGAAACCAAGGAAGAUGCCGACCGUGACGGGGUGAAAGUGCCAACCACCCUGGCGGAGUACUGUGUUAAGACCAAGGUUCCGGGCUCGGACGAAGGCUCCGAUCUCUUCUACGAUGACUAUUACGAGGACGAUGCCGUGGAAGAGGAAGCCGGCAGCUGCUUUGGGGAAGACGGCGAUGAUUCUGGCAACGAGGAGUCUUGACAGCUCUCCCCACCCUCCCCACCGUGGGAGAUACUAACUCACAGAAUGUUACCUCAGACUAGGAACCUGACAUCAGUUUGAAAUUUCUGACGAUCCAUCGGCCUCCCCCACCCCCACCCCUCCACCUCCCACCAAUGGGCCCUCUACCUCACGGGAGAUUUAGGUUUCUCGUUGUCCUCAUUUUUCUGCGCAUUGAAGAAAAGCAGCCAUGA